This is a messenger RNA of Cynocephalus volans (Philippine flying lemur), 795 nucleotides long. It is a transcript of the gene MRPL30, whose product is annotated as mitochondrial ribosomal protein L30. Bases 220 to 705 code for a protein of 161 amino acids. NCBI's taxonomy places the organism in Eukaryota, Metazoa, Chordata, Mammalia, Dermoptera, Cynocephalidae. The record is from RefSeq and is a predicted model, not a curated record. Gene Ontology annotation, cellular component: mitochondrion; large ribosomal subunit. The transcript is spliced from 6 exons. Gene Ontology annotation, biological process: translation. Gene Ontology annotation, molecular function: structural constituent of ribosome.
GUUCGCCGGUCUCGCGCGCUGAGACGGGCGGCUUUGAGUGUCGCAAUUGGUAGCCCUUCCUGUGCUCCGAGUCUUUCCCUCGGUGGGGAAGUUCAGGCGGAACGUUUUGCGGGCGCUGAAGGGAGACAUGUGGGGGACCUCUCCAUUUCCAAGACGUAUUUGACUGAUGGAUCUAUUUUCAACUUCUCACAGUCUCUAAAGAGAAUAAUCACUACACUUAUGGCAGGGGUUUUGCAUUCAGUAGUUCACAGGACCCCAGGCAGAUUACAGACAGUGACAAAAGGUGUGGAGUCUCUCAUUUGUACCGAUUGGAUUCGUCACAAAUUUACCAAGUCAAGAAUUCCAGAUAAAGUGUUUCAGGCUUCAGCUGCAGAUCAUGAAAAAUAUGGUGGGGACCCACAGAACCCUCAUAAAUUACAUAUUGUUACCAGAAUAAAAAGUACAAAAGGACGUCCAUAUUGGGAAAAAGAUAUAAUAAAGAUGCUUGGAUUAGAAAAAGCACAUACCCCUCAAGUUCACAAGAACAUCCCUUCAGUGAAUGCAAAACUGAAACUGGUUAAACAUUUGAUAAGAAUCAAGCCCCUGAAGUUGCCACAAGGACUUCCAACAGAGGAGAACAUGUCUAACACGUGCCUCAAGAGCACUGGGGAAUUAGUGGUGCAGUGGCAUCUGAAACCUGUGGAGCAGGAAGCCAUUGAGUCCUGAUGCCGUCACAGCUUCAGAUUAAAAAGUGCAAAUCAUUUUUAUUUAAAGAUGGUGAGAAAGUGUUUUCAUUAAAAUAUAUUGUAAAUUCUA